AUGGCAGACAAGAAAGUGACUCCUCCCCUCGGUGCGUAUCCCCAACCGCAGCCCCCGCAGGGGCCCUUCUUGCCGGCCCCUCCGCACCAGGCGGCGCCUCAGUACGGAGUUGCGGGCGGUUCACCGUACGGAGUGGCGUUCGGCGGCGCAGGCGCCGGCGCCGGCGGAGUGUACGCGCCUCCGCCGUACGACCAACUCCAGCACCACCAGGCCAUCCCGGCGCUUAGUCAGCAGCUCCCGAUGUACAGCGGCGCGGCGGCGAUGUACGCGGCGGCCGCCGGGUACCCGGGGUACAUCGGCUACCCGGUGCAAUACUACCCCUACUACCCCAUGCAACCCUCCAUUCAGCCGCUUCGACCGACCAUUAUGAUUCCGAACGGCUUCGAAGCGGGCGGUCGCUUCGAGGGUCUGGCUCAGACGCUGCUGCCUCCCGCGCCCCCGACGGUGCCCCCGUCGCCCGCCCACCUCGCCGCCAUACAGCCUCAUCAAGUGCUGUGGCGUUAA
Messenger RNA from Leptosia nina, 504 nucleotides. Lineage: Eukaryota; Metazoa; Arthropoda; Insecta; Lepidoptera; Pieridae. The record is from the annotation of a GenBank genome assembly.